UUCACAUGUGGAGAGUGGAAGGUCUGGAACUGCACGAUAAUAUAAAUAAAGUUACUGGACAUAAUAACUGCAUUUAUUUUUCUGUCUAUUGCGCAGGUUUUGCGGAUUUCAUUCUUCAAUAAUUCGUACUUUCAAGCUGGAUCCGCUAUAUAAAUAAGUGAGACCUAAUGAGCGCGCUUCUUGCGCUUACAUUAAAACGUAGCCUUUACAACCUGCAUCGACGGGAUAGGAGCUUAUUCAUCCAAACAUUAGUAACAGACAAACUACAAUUAACAUUAGGCUGUUAUUUUCUUAGAAGAAGCAACAAACGAACUGCAAGGUGGUGCUUAUUCAUUCCCGGCUCCAUAAUGGACUUGCAAGUUAUAUUCGAAGAGAUGACUCGGCCAAUGCCAAGGAGUAUCGGCCUGCUGUUGGCGUCUUUGACUUUUCUCUUUGCCAUGCUCCUGUCGCGCAGGAUCAGGCGGAGCUGGGAAGUACACAGCCCGCCUGGACCGUUCGCUUGGCCGGUCAUUGGGAACGCAGUAGAGCUUGGCAACACUCCUCACCUCUAUUUCUCUCGCAUGUCACGGAAAUAUGGGGAUGUCUUUCAAAUCAAACUCGGCUGCCGGGACGUUGUGGUACUGAAUGGCGACGCAAUCAGGCAGGCGCUCAUCAAAAAGGGAUUUGAUUUCGCAGGCAGACCUGACUUUGCCUCGUUUCAAUAUGUUUCCAAUGGCGAUGGCAUUGCUUUUGGUACAUUUAGCGAAUGGUGGAAAGUGCAUCGAAAAGUGGCCCAAUCUACUGUUCGGAUGUUUUCUACCGGCAACAUGCACACCAAAAAGGCAUUCGAAAACCAUGUUGUCUGCGAAGUAAGGGAGCUGCUCCAUAUUUUCCUGGUAAAAACUAAAGAGCACCAAUAUUUCCAGCCGAUGACAUACUUGGUGGUAUCAACCGCUAACGUAAUGACCGCGGUGUGCUUUGGAAAGAGGUAUUCAUACGACGACGAAGAGUUUGCGCAAGUGGUGGGACGAAACUAUCAAUUCACCCAAACGGUGGGAGCUGGAAGCAUCGUGGAUGUUAUGCCUUGGCUCCAGUAUUUCCCCAACCCAAUAAAAAACAUAUUUGAAAACUUUAAAGAGCUCAACCGGGAGUUCAGUAAAUUUAUCCUUAAUAAAGUUGUCGAGCAUCGAAAGACCAUUCAGUCAAGCACCAUCCGGGACAUGACAGAUGCUUUCAUCAUGGCAUUGGAUCAUCCCAAGGACAGCUCACCAAGGGUCUCACCAGGCAAAGAUUAUGUGCCACCCACUAUCGGUGAUAUUUUUGGAGCAAGCCAAGACACACUAUCUACUGCACUUCAGUGGAUAAUGCUGAUACUUGUGAGGUUUCCUCAUAUUCAGCUGCGUCUCCAGGAGGAAGUAGACAAAGUGGUCGACCGGAGCCAUCUGCCCAUCAUCGAGGACCAGUCCCAGUUGCCUUACGUGAUGGCCUUCAUCUACGAAAUGAUGCGUUUUACCAGCUUCGUGCCGCUCACCAUCCCUCACAGCACCAUCACCGACACCACCAUCAUGGGCUACACCAUCCCCAAGGACACAGUGAUCUUCAUCAACCAGUGGUCCAGCAACCACGACCCCACCAAGUGGACACACCCGGAGACCUUUGACCCUCUGCGCUUCCUGGAUCAGGACGGCUCACUGGACAAAGACCUGGCCAGCAGCGUGCUCAUAUUCUCCUUGGGAAAGCGACGGUGCAUCGGAGAGGAACUGUCAAAGAUGCAGCUGUUCCUAUUUACAGCAUUGCUGGUGCACCAGGCCCACUUUAGUCCCGACCCGGACAAGCCGCCCACCAUUGACUACACCUACGGACUAACCCUGAAGCCCAAUAACUUCUCCAUAGCAGUCAGUCUACGGGACAGCAUGGAAGUCCUGGAGAAGGCUAGUCAAAAGCCCCUCUAUGGGGGGACUCAGGAGGACACAGUUAACUCCAGAUCAGACUGAGAAUAGAGUCACUCAAUUAAGCUUGAAAGAAAAAAACACUGAAGAAGAUUAAUGAGCUGCAGUUUAUCCUCAUGUGCCAUCAGGUAUCAGCUACUAUAUAGUUAUUAUAAACUUAUUUAUGAUCUGAAUGUAACAUAUGUCACCAGAGACGGACCUGGACGUUCUGCUGCCCUAAGCAAGACAAAAAUCUGCCGCCCCUUGCUAUCCCUGCUAAACUAUGUACAGCAGUAGUCGGCAAUAGGUUAUGCCUUGGGCAAAAAAAAAAUGUCUCACCUGAAAGUCGGAGGAACAGAACAUAAUAGCAGCCCAAUUCAUAGGGCUACACUACAAAUUAAAUAAAUGUUUUAACACAUCUAGUUAGUAGGCAAUAUAUUGAGUUCAAUGUCAUUAACAUAGCCUAAUAUGAUUUCAUUGAUACAAUCACCAAUGUCUCUAUUAAAUUCGUUUGUCAUAUUUCUGUAUGCUUUGAUUGGGGAAAAACAUAUUGCAAUCAAAAUAAAAUGUUGGGCUGUAAAAAGAGGAUAGUGAAAAUAUAAGUUUCAGGGAAGAAUGGACAGAGAAAUAGGCUAUCUUACCUUACUUAUUCUUAAUGUCAAACAGCUGUUUGCAAAUAAUUAAAUCUUAGACAUACUUAUGAACCUAAGCAUGGCACUUUCAAAAGUUACCUUUCCAAGCAGCUCUACCUACGCAGAAAAAUAUAAGCUUCAACUGCUGGCUACUCCUCCAUUGCAUAACCCAAGAACAGAAGUGCUUCCCUAAAUGCUGCCUGGGUUUAAACAAACAUAUAUUUUCAGAGAGUGAAAAUGACAAUUAAUAGGGACAGACUUUAGGGACAGAAUAGCAACGUCAAUGUGUUUGUCUCCUUGAAUAUUAUAGGCUGCAGCUCAGCUUCAGAAUGUCAUAGAGAGGAAUCAAUAUAUCCCAAUAUGCAUCGGAGUCAUGUCUUUCGCGGGCAUUUUAAAGCUUGUUUCUACCAUAAGGCAUCACAGAGUUAAGCAUUGUUAUAGAACCCUUUAUAUAAUCUGGAUACUUUUUUAUUCAUUUAUUUCAAAACAUAAAGCAAACAAUAUAUAUCCCUUUUGCCCUUUUCUUUAACAAAUGGUAUGGGAUACCCUCACUCAAUUUGAGCCCAAACACACUAAGCCAUUCCCAGACACGGAGUUAUUUAAGGAGUGCAUGCGUAUUGGAGGAUUUGGCUAUACCGACAUCUAUGCUUAGCAUAAUUGUGUUUGUCAAACAGGUAGGCCUCCCACGUUUUUGAAUAGGACGAAAUAGGCUCCAGUUAUAUAUGUAAUUCUAUGAUUACGGCCAUAAAAAAAUGUUGGUGGGCGCGUGCACAUAUAUGAGGUCCCUUACCCGGUAGAAAGGAAUUUGACUUUAACCCCUGCAUCGGAGAGUUACAAUGUUGCAAUCACUAUGCAGUCAGCUGCCUAUAAGAGAAAACCGAGUUUCUUACUAAUAAUAUGUCACCUCUUAUCACACAUGGCACGACCCCACAAUUGUUACAAUUAGAAUAAAAAUAACACUUUUAUUUCAUUUAUUUUUAAUAUAAUGUAAUAUUCCUGUAGAACUGUAAAAAGAGAGAUCGUUUGAGCUCUUCAUAAAUGCAUGGCGGGCCUCGUUUCGCUGGAGCAGUGUAAAAUAAGUUUUCUGUCGCUGACCCAGCCGUGACAAAUUUGGUUUAUUUACAUAUCGAAUUUGAUUGUCCAACAUCAGUUUCAACAUUUCUUCAUUUUGUGGCCAGCCUAGAAUUGCCUCUGCUGCAUUGCAGUAAGUGAUAUUUUCUCUGGGUAGCUGUCCAUGGUUCUGAAAUCAAAUCAAAGCUACACAGAAUUUCCACAAACUUCAGAAAGUUGCCAUUAUUUGGCUCGUUCAGCCUGCCGGUGGUCCGACGUAGCGCAAUGUUCUGGGUGGCCUAUAUGCGUAUCAAGGCCUCUGCAGCACCUGUAGGGCUUGGGCAUUAAUAGUUUGCUUGAACACCAGACUGAUCUCCAGCUCGUUCCACCUCUGAAAAAUAUCUAGGCGGUCAUGCGACUUCUCAGGCGAGCUGAGGAGGGUGGCACAGAUUCUUCCACUCGUUGGUUCCAUCCCUGACCAGUGUAGUUUUGUACUCGUGUGAGAAAAAAAAACAAGAAAGCUGCAUUGUUUUUGCUUGGAAUAAAAGAGCCAUGGUCUCACCCCUCUCUCCCCGUUCGCCAUUCUCCUAAUAUAUUGGGCCACCGAAAAUAUUCGUUGCCCCUCAUCUCUUUGGAAAUUCCACUCCUUAUCUUGAUGUGGCCCAGCCUGCACUAACAUAUCCCGUAAAUAUGUUUUUUUUGUUGUUGUCUGGGAGUCGGUUUUAGCACCACUGUCAUCCGAGACAUGGCGCGACAAAUCUGAGAUGGGGUCCCACAUAGUUGAGUCUCCGCCGACAUUGUUUGGAGGUGUGGCUAGACUGGUGCGACAAUCUGUUCUUGUCCACCCAGAGAGCUGUCAUCAUCGGUGGAAGUGGAUGGCUCGGACUCCUCCGGCUCGCCCUCAUCUCUGCUAGGACCAGAGAACGGGGGCUCGUCGGUCUCUGUGAAUGUAUGGCCUGUCCUUGGAGGUUUGCAGUGUGGGUGCAAUAAUUGAAUAACAUGGAUUUCUACAUAUAUUUUGCGACGCUCGCGCACGCGACGUGUCCGGUCUGGUCAGCAGUGAGUUUCACACAUCCCCAUAUACUACAUGAACACUAUUUUCAUACAUCUAUAUUUUCUUUGUUUUACGGGAAAUCACGCAAAUAACUAUGGAUCCUAUUUUUUUAAAAUCAAAAUUGCACACGUAUUGGCAUAUAUUUCACUGGAACCUGACAUAACAUAUAGUAGUAGUUUGCAGUGCGGAAAAUGGUCUGUUCUUACACACAGCCAAUUGGCCACUUCAGUAACUAUAUUUUCUGACAUACUGACCGGAGUUGAUUCAGUCUCUUCACUUGCAUCCACCAUCUCAACAAGUACCUUGUGUCCCUUUUAUGUCCCGAAUAUAUCUCUAAAUAAGGUCAAUAUGAUACAUUUUAAUUAGCAUAUUUGGCACUUGCCCCCCAAAAAACAGGAAAUUCAAAUGAGCAGCCAUUUCCUAAAUUUGACAUGCAUUAUGCACUAAAGUUUUACAGCAAACUCAGCUUAUUAUACCUGCUACUGCUAUUGAUAUGCAUACGGUGUAAAACAUUUGAAGUUGAAUAAACUUUUUAAAAAUCAAGGCAACCAGCUGCAACACGAUUAUAAUAUGAUAUUAAACAAAAAACACAUUUUGGUAAUAACUUUUGUAGCAAUAUUAAGAAAAAUAUGUGAUUUGACCAAGGAGAGUUUUUAUUUCCUCAACUGCGCUAUAACAACACUGAUUGGAUGGACCAAGUAUGUGGUCAGACUUUACUUUGCCUAGGCCUUAUACCUGAGUAACUAUUUACCAAUGUAACUAUCUUGUACUUACUAACAGGCUAGUAAGUACUAGUAGUUACAUGUAGUUAUGCAGUACUACGUUAUCCUGUUUCCUUUUGAAAAACAGAAUUCGCAAUAGUAAGUAGGCUACUUGCAAACCUGUACUUACAUACAUAUCUAAACGUAUUUCCGUCACAGCUACACUGGAAUAAGGCCAUAAUAGUUAUGUGCUUCUGAAUGCUGAUUAACUUCUAUUUUGUUCCAGAUCCAUACUCUGUUCCAAUAGGCAAGGCAAGGGGGCACUGUAACAGAAACCUAUAAAUUAUACAGAAAUGUGUUGUAUUAUCAGUCACAUUUUUACUGUAAAUUAUGGUGCAGUGGGAAAAUGUUGUGGGUGGGGAAAUAAUUGCUGUAUUUUGAAUGGUACAGUAAUUCUACCCCCCAAAAUACAGUACUGUACCGUAUCUUUGGAAUGCCAAAAACCGCUAGUGUGCUCCCGAGUGGUGCAUCUAAGGCACUGCGUCUCAGUGCUAGAGACUCACUACAGACCCUGGUUUGACUCCAGGCUGUAUCACAACCAGCAGUGAUUGGGAGUCCCAUAGGGCAGCGUCGUCAUUGUAAAUAAGAAUUUGUUCUUAACUGAUUUGCCUAGUUAAAUAAAGGUUAAAUAAAUACAAAAUAGUGGGUGCAUGGUAUUGCUGUUUCUUGGGUAUUAACAUGUUUUGAGGCGUGCCUUGUAAGAUGCUAUAUAUGAUGUACCUGUGAGUGAGAAUGCUGUACCAACUCCUAUGUGGUUAUAGUGACCCAUCAAUUUAAAAUGGAUUGGGGACAGAUUGAAGUGGCAGAAAUUCUUAAACUUUAAAAGGUUUGGUCCCUUUUGCCCUGUAGUAUCUGCAAGUUUGGAAGCCUUUGUUAAGGCCACUAGAUGUGCAAGUAAUAUAAAGAACCAAAUAUCAAUAAAUAUGCUGUAAUGUUCGUAAAAACUUUACCAAGCAGCCAACCUGCUUGCACCAAUUCAUGUACAAUACAAAGUACUCCCUCAAUUAAUUAAAUUCAUUCAUUCAUCUAUUCAUUUUUUACAAUAUAAUACAGUACAUUUUCUGGUAUUACUGUGUGUCAUUACAUAGUACUUCCUUUUAAACCAUAUUUAUAUUGCAGAAGGUGUAAUGUAAUAUGAAAUAAUGAACUUUACUUGCCACAAGCUGCUUGUAAACUACUGUCAAUUUCACAGUAACAUCUUUACAGUGUUACUAAGGGUACAUUGUUUUCAAAUGUAGCCUGUGUCUGUGAAUUGCUGUAACAUAAAGUACCAGUCAAAAGUUUGGACACACCUACUUAAUUCAGGGUUUUUCUUUAUUUUUUUGACUAUUUACUACAUUGUAGAAUAAUAGUGAAGACAUCAAAACUAUGAAAUAACACAUAUGGAAUCAUGUAGUAACCAAAAAACUGUUAAACAAAUCAAAAUAUAUGUUAUAUUCUUCAAAGUAGCCACCCUUUGCCUUGGAAUUCUCUCAACCAGCUUCAUGAGGUAGUCACCAAUCAGUUGUGUUGUGACAAGGUAGGGUUUGUGUACAGAAGAUUGCCCUAUUUGGCAAAAGACCAAGUCCAUAUUAUGGCAAGAACAGCUCAAAUAAGCAAAGAGAAACAACAAAUGAUGGACUGUCGUUUAUCUUUGCAUAUUUGAGCUGUUCUUGCCAUAAUAUGGACUUGGUAUUUUACAAAAUAGGGCUAUCUUCUCUAUACCACCCCUACCUUGUCACAAUUGAUUGGCUCAAACGCAUUAAGAAGGAAAUGUCACGAUUGUCGUCGGGAGAAGGAGAAGACCAAAGUGCAGCGUGAUACGUAUCCAUAAUACUUUUAAUCUAGAAUGAAUACACAAACAAAACCAACAAAACGAUAAACAAACAGUUCUGACAGGUGCAACAAACACUAACCAGAAAAUAAUCACCCACAACUCAAAAUGGGAAAACAGGCUACCUAAGUAUGGCUCUCAAUCAGAGACAACGAUAGACAGCUGCCUCUGAUUGAGAACCAUACCAGGUCAAACACAUAGAAAACAAAAUCCUAGACCUACAACAUAGAAUACCCACCCACAUCACACCCUGACCAAACUAAAAAUAGAAACAUACAAAGCGGUCAGGGCGUGACAGGAAAUAAGUUGAUUAAGAGAAUGCCAACAGUGUGCAAAGCUGUCAUCAAGGCAAAGGGUGGCUACUUUGAAGAAUCUCCAAUAUAAAAUAUAUUUUUAAUUGUUUAACACUUUUUUGGUUACUACAUGAUUCCAUAUGUGUUAUUUCAUAGUUUUGAUAUCUUUAUUAUUAUGCUACAAUGUAGAAAAUAGUAAAAUUAAGAAAAAUCCUUGAUUGAGUAGGUGUGUCCACAUUUUUGACAGGUAGGGGAAGUAUUCACACCCCUAAAUUUGUAUAUUUGGUCUUGUGUUUUAGAUUAUUGUCCUGCUGAAAGGUAAAUUCAUCUCCCAGUGGCUGGUGAAAACUAGAGUCUACCAAGCGUAGCUCCAUAAUUUCUUCUCCUGAAAAACUCCCCAGUCCUUAACGAUUAUGAGUAUACCCAUAACAUGAUGCAGCCAGCACUACACGUGAAAAUAUGGAGAGUGGUACUCAGUAAUGUGUUGCAUUGGACUUGCCCCAAACAUAACACUGUGUAUUCUGGGCAAAAAGUUAAUUGCUUUGCCAUUUCUUUUGCAGUAUACUUUAGUUCCUUGCUUCAAACAGAAUGCAUGUUUUGGAAUAUUUUUAUUAUGUACAGGCUUCCUUCUUUUCCCUCUGUCAUUUAGGUUAGUAUUGUUGAAUAACUACAAUGUUGAUCCAUCCUCAGUUUUUUCUAUCACAGCCAUUAAGCUCUGUAAUUGUUUUAAAAUCACCAUUGGCCUCUGUGAAAUCCCUGAGCGGUUUCCUUCCUCUCACGCAACUGAGUUCGGAAGGACGCCUGUGUCUUUGUAGUGACUGGGUGUAUUGAUAUACCAUCCAAAAUGUAAAUAAUAACUUUGCCAUGCUCAAAGGAGUAUUCAAUGUCUGCUUUCUUUUUACCCAUUUACGAAUAGAUGCCCCUCUUUGCGAGGCAUUGGAAAACC
This is a messenger RNA of Oncorhynchus keta (chum salmon), 8456 nucleotides long. RefSeq names its product cytochrome P450 1B1-like. Gene Ontology annotation, biological process: hormone biosynthetic process; progesterone metabolic process. Bases 168 to 1973 code for a protein of 601 amino acids. The transcript is spliced from 3 exons. Gene Ontology annotation, molecular function: oxidoreductase activity, acting on paired donors, with incorporation or reduction of molecular oxygen, reduced flavin or flavoprotein as one donor, and incorporation of one atom of oxygen; heme binding; steroid 17-alpha-monooxygenase activity. NCBI's taxonomy places the organism in Eukaryota, Metazoa, Chordata, Actinopteri, Salmoniformes, Salmonidae. The record is from RefSeq and is a predicted model, not a curated record.